This is a messenger RNA of Cornus florida, 1929 nucleotides long. Its product is annotated as receptor-like protein 45. Bases 1 to 1929 code for a protein of 642 amino acids. Gene Ontology annotation, molecular function: protein binding. The record is from RefSeq and is a predicted model, not a curated record. Lineage: Eukaryota; Viridiplantae; Streptophyta; Magnoliopsida; Cornales; Cornaceae. The transcript has 7 exons.
AUGGUCGCGACAUCCUUGCAGAAGGUAGCGAACUCCGCUCUGUGGGCCGUGAGGUUAGCUCUGAUGGCAACAACAGCGUCCUCGAGCAUCUGCAGACACACUCUAAAGCCGGGGGUCAAGUCUAGUAUGGAAGAGUCAGAAGACAGCUCCUGGGUCUACUCCUGCUCGUGGAUAGCAAUUGGAUCAACUAGUGCAUCGUCCGCUGCCGGAGCUACUGCUGCUGUCUCUGCUGGUGUCGGGGCUGCCUAUGCUGCUGCCUCCUCCUCUAACUCCAGCUCUGCAGCUGCCAUGAUAGGAACCUCUCUCGGGGUUCUCCUGCGGGUGGAUGGGAUAACGCUGGUCAAUGAGAAUCUGGGUGAUGAGGUGGCUGAAUGGAAAAGACUUGGCCCUUCCGGGGGCCUCUUUGCUGACAUACUCAUCGUAGGGCUUCCUCAUCACGCUCUAGAUAAGCGCAGGAAUAGACACCCAGUGGCCGGUUUAGAGAAAUCUCCGAGUUUGAACAACUUAGAGAUCCUUGAUUUGAGUGAUAAUCUCUUCAACAAUGACAUCUGGUCAUUUAUGCAAGGACUUCCAUCACUCAAGACACUGUAUAUGAUAGAAUUGAAUGUAAUCAUUCAAAGUAGAGACUUGCAUAACCUCACGAAUGUGGAAAACCUGUUCUUGGAUAAUGCUACUCUCAGUAAUGACUUCCUUCCAAGCAUUCAAGUCAUUGACAGCCUGAACAACGAAUUGUUGGCCGAAACAGAGUUUGAUCAGACCUUGGUUGGUGGCCCAAGUUUUCAACUAAUUGGCAUCCGUUUAUCUGAUCGUGAAUUUGGCAAUGUCAAGAGUAGUAGUACUGGAGCCUUUCCCAACUUCCUCUACUACCAAAAGGACCUCCAACAAGUUGAGCUUUCAGUUGCCACUCCUUGCCAAGACCGGGCUUCUAGCAUUGGACAUAUCCAAAAAUCACUUCUGUGGCAACAUUCCAGAAAACAUUGCUAUGGCUUUUCCGGUCUGAGAACAACAUUACGGGGACUAUACCUUCUUGCUUCAACAUGGAAGACAGAGCGUGUUCAUCUGUCUAAAAAUAGGCUGCAAGGACCAUUUCCACAUGCAUUUUACAACAGCAGCUCAUUAGAGAUCUUAGAUCUUUCAUACAACAACUUCGCCGGUCACAUUCUGAACAUGAUUAUUAAUAUAACCCUUUCUAGGUUGAGAAUUCUUCUCUUGAAAAGUAAUCGCUUUGAGGGCGAGAUCCCCACCAAUUUAUGCGGCUUGACCAAGCUGGGGGUGAUUGAUCUUUCUCAUAAUAACUUUUCUGGCUCUAUUCCUCCUUGUCUAAGUCACAUCAGUGUUCAGGGACCAACUCAGAGAACUAUACCUAGUUUUCUAAUAAUUCCCUAUUUACAGUUAAGUGAGUUCACGUUAUUCUUAGUUGACUUGAAGCUGAUGUCAAAAGGCAGACACAACAUAUACUAUGAUUCAAUAAUUAUUGUUCGUACAAAGGCACAAGUAGUGUUCACAAUCAAAAGAGUUGCCCGCUCUUACAAGGGAAUCAAUCUUGAUCUCUUCUCAGCAAUUGAUCUCUCCUGCAACAAAUUGACUGGCCACAUACCAAAUGAAUUUGGAAACCAAGGCGAAAUCAAGUCGCUUAACCUGUCUCACAAUGCCCUGAGCGGGACGAUCCCAACAACUUUUUCAAAUCUGAAUAAUAUAGAGAGCUUAGACCUCUCCUUUAACAACUUGAGUGGAGAAAUUCCUUCACUGCUUACUGAGCUACGCUUUCUGGCCGAGUUCAAUGUCUCGUACAGUAACUUAUCUGGCAGCAUACCACGGAGUCAAAGUAUUGUCCAAUUCGAUACAUUUGAUAAUAGUAGCUACAUCGGGAAUCCUCAUCUUUGUGGACCACCACUUUCAAGAACUUGUACUGCCAUUGAGCCAUGGUGA